This is a messenger RNA of Papilio machaon (common yellow swallowtail), 4035 nucleotides long. It is a transcript of the gene pod1, whose product is annotated as coronin-7. The transcript has 23 exons. Lineage: Eukaryota; Metazoa; Arthropoda; Insecta; Lepidoptera; Papilionidae. The record is from RefSeq and is a predicted model, not a curated record. Gene Ontology annotation, molecular function: protein binding. Bases 153 to 3866 code for a protein of 1237 amino acids.
GCUUCAAUUGAAAUGGCCGACGUUUAGGGGGAGUGUCUAGCGGAAAUUAAAAAUCUUAUUGAUAUUUAUACUUGAUUCUAAUAUCUUGUAUUUAGCGAAAGACGUACAUUCCGAAUUUAGAAGACUGAUAAGUUUUUAAAAAGUGGCUGAAGAUGGCCUGGCGUUUUAAGGCAUCUAAGUAUAAGAAUGCGGCACCGAUUGUGCCUAAGCCUGAGGCAUGCAUACGAGAUGUGUGUGUGGGAUCAUACCAGACGUAUGGAAACAAUAUUUGUGCCUCCGCUGCGUUUAUGGCAUUCAACUGGGAACAUGUCGGGUCUAGUAUGGCUGUGUUGCCAUUAGAUGAUUGUGGAAGAAAGAGUAAGACGAUGCCUUUGCUCCAUGCGCAUUCUGAUACAAUAACAGAUAUGGAAUUUUCCCCAUUCCAUGAUGGACUCCUAUUGACCGGUUCGCAAGACUCAUUGGUUAAAGUAUGGCACAUUCCUCAGGAAGGUUUAAAGGAAACCCUUUCCACUCCGGAGUGCACAUUGUCACAGAAGCAACGAAGAGUGGAGAAUGUAGGCUUCCAUCCGGUGGCUGAUGGACUUAUUCAUGUAGCGUCAGGAUACGAGUUGGCUCUUUGGGAUUUAACGAAACAGAAGGAAGUGUUUGUAAACAAGGAUCAUGCUGAAGUAAUUCAAUCCACAUCAUGGAAGAAGGAUGGUCGUCUUCUAGCAACUUCUUGCAAGGAUAAGAAGGUUCGCGUGUUGGACCCGAGAGCACCAGAAGCUGUGCUGAGCGUGGCUAAUAGCCAUCAGAAUAUCAAGGAUAGUCGGGUUGUGUGGCUGGGGGAUAAUGAUAGGAUACUAACUACUGGUUUCGAUUCAGCCCGUCUCCGUCAAGUGAUGAUACGUGAUAUUAGGAACUUGUCCGAGACACAGAAGACAUUAGAGCUGGACUGUUCCACUGGUAUCCUGAUGCCGCUCUUCGACCCUGAUACUAAUAUGCUGUUCCUCGCUGGGAAGGGGGACACUACCAUACUGUAUAUGGAAUUGACGGACCGGGAACCAUAUUUGAUUGAAGGAUUGAGACAUUCCGGCGAGCAGACGAAAGGCGCAUGCUUGGUGCCGAAGCGUGCUCUGCGUGUGAUGGAAGGCGAAGUAAACCGCGUGUUGCAGCUGGCCGGCUCCUCUGUGGUGCCCAUCAUGUACCAGGUGCCCAGGAAGAGCUAUAGGGAGUACCACGCGGACCUGUACCCGGACACGAGUGGUGCGGUGACUUAUGUGAACGCGGACAUGUGGCUGCAGCAUCAGGAACGACCAGUGCCCAACAUCUCGCUGCAUCCAGAUCAAAAUAACUGCACUCAGGUACAUCGCGGGAAUUUAGAAGAAGUGGUUAAAGCUAUCUUAGCAAUGCCUCCAUUAAAGAAAAAUGAACCAAAACCUAUAGUAACACAAAUAAUUGAAGAACAACCGGUACUUCCAAAGCCUCAAGUACCAGAACAGAGAGAAGACGAUCGAAUCGAUUUUAUCAACGUUAAAGAUAUGAUCAAAGGAAUGGAACGACAGACUGUCGAGCCUAAAGAAUACACCAAAGAAACUAAUGGUUUUCAAAAGAAGAUCACCGACAAUGGCCAUGACUGUACAGAAAAGAACGAGGAAGAAUUUGUUAAGACUGAAGAAUGUAAUAGAUUGGAGAAGAUUGAGGCAGAAGAGAGAGUUUUAGAGAAGAAUGAUAGCACGGAUUCUGCUGAAGGUAGUUUAUCGAGGAGCAACAGUUUGAUCAAUGGUGUGCCGAUACAAGCCCCGAAGCCUUUGCCCAGGUCUUCUAUAUCUGAAGCCGGUUCUAUGGAUGAACAUUCUGAAGCACCUAAACCUAAACCAAGAACCACUACCUCUGCUGUUGGUUAUAAGCCCCGCCUGGGUCCGAAGCCGUUCUCAGCGUCGUCUAGCAGCGAGGAGUUCUCUUUCGACAAAGUGUUUUCUGUGCCCGCGGUACCCGGCACUGUAACCAAGUCUGAUUCAAUGACGUCACCGGUAUCGGGAGCAGCAGUUACUCCCGCUACUUCCACUCCUGUCGCAAAGGAGGAAGAGAAAGAGAAAUCUCUAUCUCCCACUAGUGAUGUUGAACCUGCAGUUAAAGAAGAGUACACGAACGGAAAGUCCGAUACCAGUUUAGAAGAGGAAGUGAACUCCUCCGAUUCCGGAUACAGGCCGAAGACUCCCAGUACUGCGGAGAGGAGGAAAAUGUUCGAGGCAACAGAUGGAAAUCAAUCUAUAGCGGAAAGGCGGCGCGCGUAUGAGUCGCGUUCUGUGAGCGUAGCCAACGAGUCUGAAGCGCCGCCAUCACCCGCACCGCUCAGACGUAGAGACUCGCUGAAGUCCCGCAAGAGUCCGGAGCGCGAGGAGAAGAGAUCUUCAGUGCCCAAUGUCACUACUAAGAGAACUUCCACUGUCUUUGGUAAAGUAUCAAAGUUCCGGCAUUUGAAGGGCACACCCGGACACAAGUCCACGCAUGUUGAAAAUAUCAAAAAUAUUAGCCGUCAAAUAUCCGGAGAAUGCAACGGUUUCUAUGCAAAUGGCGUACGUUGCGCUGUACCAAUAAGUGGUGGGGGUGGUCGUGUUGGUAUAGUGGAGUUGCCGCGCGGAGCCACGCCCAUUGCUGUGGCGCCCCGCCCACAUCCCUCAGGGCUACACCCACAUGCGUUGUUACACGCCGCGCCACUUAACGACUGUGCGUGGGAUCCAUUCUGUGCACAGCGACUGUUGGUAGCAUGUGAUGACGGCAUGAUCCGAGAAUGGAUACUACCAGAGAAUGGUCUACAAGAAUCAACGAACGAGCCGAACCGUACAUUCUCCGCGCAUCCGGACAAGAUCUACAUAUUGCGGUUCCAUCCGACUGCUUCGGAUCUGUUGACCAGCGCGGCGCAUGACCUCACCAUCAAGUUGUGGGACCUCUCGCAGCCGGACCCACAACCAGCUAUAACACUUACGGGUCACACGGAUCAGAUAUUUGCCUUGGACUGGUCCUCGUGUGGAGAGUAUCUUGCUACUCUAUGCAAAGAUGGACUCAUACGGAUAUACAAGCCGCGUGAGUCAAGGGAUGCUGUGCGCAGUGGUCCAGGGCCGGCGGGAAGUCGCGGCGGACGCGUUGUCUGGGCACUCAGUGACACGCAUCUUGUUGUCACAGGAUUUGACAAAGUAUCAGAGCGUCAGAUCCUGCUAUACAAGGCGUGUGACCUGACUGCGCCGCUGUGCACUGUAGGCCUGGAUGUAUCUCCCGCCAUACUGCAGACUCACAUAGAUCAUGAUUCUGCCACUAUAUUUCUUACAGGAAGAGGAGAUUCAACAAUAUACUGUUACGAGGUGACAAGUGAGCCGCCGUACCUGUGCGCUCUGUCACAUCACCGCGCACCCACGCUGCAUCAGGGUAUCGCCUUCCUGCAUAAGAACCUGGUAGCUGUUGAAAAGGUUGAAUUUGCGAGAGCGUUGCGGCUGACUAAUGGAAAUAUUGAACCGCUGUCAUUUACUGUGCCUAGGAUAAAGAGUGAGUUGUUCCAAGACGACUUGUUCCCGCCGACGUUGGUGACGUGGGAGGCGUGGCAGAGCGCACGCGAUUGGCUGGCCGGCCGCCGCGCCACGCCCCGCACCGCCUCCCUGCAGCCGCCCGGCAUGCAGCCCUUGUCGGAGCACACGCCAUCACCGGGGUCGCGGGAUAAAGCCAAAGAGACGCAGAAGCCGAAACCAGAUCUCAUCAAGUCCCACGUGCCCAUAGACAACAAGGACAAACAGGAUAGUAUUUUGAAAUCAAUGAGCGCUCGAGUACAAGUGAACUUGAAGUUAGAACAGGACAGUAUGGAGGGAGUUGAUGAGUCGGAGUGGGACCAGUGAUUUAUGUACUCGGUAUAUACGAUUAUGUAUCACUUUGACAACCUUAUUACCACUCAGAGUCAUGGAAUAGCCACUAAGGUAUACUCUAAAUGUGGAUUUCUUAUACUAAGAGUCCUAAGUGACCAUUUAAUGAUUAUGUAGCAGUUUUAUACUUGUUUUAUUAAUUGAC